CCCGGCGGCCGCGGCCUUUGUUUCUCGUUGCCUCCUUCUUUCCCGUUCCUUUCCUCUUCCUCCUUUUCUCUGCUUUCCCCCCGAGACCUAGUCUGGCGCUGUCGCCCGGGGCGGGGUGCCGUGGCGCGACCCCGGCUCAGUGCAGCCUCCGCCUCCCGGGUUCGAGCGAUGGCCCUCGACCCCCCGAGCCGCCGGGAUGACCGCGCGCGCCCCACGCCCGGCCGGCGACUGCGUUUUCAGUAGAUACAGUGUUGACGCAUUUGGCCAGGCUGGUCUCAAACUCCGACCGCGAGUGAUCCGCCCUCCUCGGCCUCUCGGACUGCUGGGAUGCCAGGCGUGAGCCGCCCGCCCGGCCUGACCUCGUUUUCUUCUGUCUGCGUUCCUAAUACUGUUUCCGUCUCUUUAAAUUUUAUAUAUGACUUAUAUUGUGGGUAUCCUGUAUCUGACAGUUUUCUCAGCCUUGUAGCUGUGUUCUGUCUCCAUGACAUUGAUGUCGUUCAUUGCUUUGCACCGCUGUGGCUUUGCUGAUGGACGAUACCCCCAGGCACACGGCCAAAUAGGUGCAUCAUGUGCAUCUAAUCCGAGAGUCUUGUGCUUCUGAUAAGGUGAAUGAGUAUUGUCAUCUUCCUCCUGAAUGACACUGCUUAGCAUGCCAGAGAGGAGGAGGGGGAAAGACAGCCCGAGGGCAGCAGUCAAUACAGCACCUGAGUUCCCAGAUCUUGCCCGCUGCCCUGGAAAGCCCAAGACUCAGGCAAUGGCAGCCUUGUUCCUGUCUGCUCCACCCCAGCAGCCCCUGUCAUUCCAGGCCGAGGUGACCUUUGAGGACGUGGCUGUGCUCCUCUCCCGGGAGGAAUGGGGCCGCCUGGGCCCUGCUCAAAGGGGCCUCUACAGGGAUGUGAUGCUGGAGACCUACGGGAACUUAGUCUCACUGGGGGUAGGACCUGCAGGCCCCAAGCCUGGAGUGAUCUCACAGUUGGAGCGAGGGGAUGAGCCCUGGGUCCUGGAUGUGCAGGGCACUUCUGGGAGAGAGUACCUGAGAGUCAACAGCCCAGCUCUUGGGACCAGCACUGAGUACAAGGAGUUGACUUCACGGGAGACAUUUGACAAGGAAGAACUGGGCCAACUGAAGGGGACUUUUCCCCAGGGAUCUGAGCCAGUAGAUGGCUCUAAUCAUGCCAGGAAGCCAGAGGGGAGCCUGGAAAAGCUAGUGGAGCAAACCAAGCCAGUCACACUGACCAAAGGGGAGAGCAGCAGAGAAUCUGGAGAAAGCCUCAGGUUGGUGUCAAGACCUGUUCCUGACCAGAGACCCCACAAAUGUGAUAUAUGUGAGCAAAGUUUUGAACAGAGGUCAUAUCUCAACAAUCAUAAGCGUGUACACAGGUCAAAAAAAACAAAUACAAUUCGUGAUUCUGGGGAAAUCUUCAGGGCAAACUUAGUUGUUAAAGAAGAUCAGAAAAUUGCUACUGGGAAAAAAUUGCAUUAUUGUAGUUACUGUGGGAAAACAUUCAGGUACAGUGCCAACCUUGUCAAGCAUCAGCGGCUUCACACUGAAGAGAAGCCCUACAAAUGUGAUGAGUGUGGAAAAGCCUUCAGCCAGAGCUGUGAGUUCAUCAAUCACCGAAGGAUGCACUCAGGAGAGAUUCCCUAUCGGUGUGAUGAAUGUGGGAAGACAUUCAAUCGGAGGCCCAACCUCAUGAAGCAUCAAAGGAUUCACACCGGGGAGAAACCCUACAAGUGUGGUGAGUGUGGGAAACACUUCAGUGCCUACUCUUCCCUUAUUUACCACCAGAGAAUCCACACUGGAGAGAAACCCUAUAAAUGUAAUGACUGUGGGAAAGCCUUCAGCGAUGGCUCAAUCCUCAUCCGACAUCGUCGGACUCACACUGGAGAGAAGCCAUUUGAGUGUAAGGAAUGUGGCAAAGGCUUUACACAAAGCUCUAACCUCAUCCAACAUCAGAGAAUUCAUACUGGAGAGAAACCCUAUAAAUGUAAUGAAUGUGAGAAAGCUUUCAUUCAAAAAACCAAACUUGUUGAACACCAGAGAAGCCACACUGGAGAGAAGCCCUAUGAAUGUAAUGACUGUGGCAAAGUUUUCAGCCAGAGCACACAUCUCAUCCAGCAUCAGAGAAUCCACACAGGAGAGAAGCCCUACAAGUGCAGUGAGUGUGGGAAGGCCUUCCACAACAGUUCCAGACUCAUUCACCACCAAAGGUCACACCACGGAGAGAAACCUUACAAAUGCAGUGAUUGCAAGAAAGCCUUCAGCCAGAGCACUUACUUGAUUCAGCACCGGAGGAUCCACACUGGAGAGAAACCCUACAAGUGCAGUGAGUGUGGGAAGGCCUUCCGGCACAGUUCCAACAUGUGUCAGCAUCAGAGGAUUCACCUUCGGGAGGACUUCUCCAUGUAACAGGAGCAGUGUCUGAGGGCAGAGUCCAGUUGAGUACUUCCUGCAUGCGCCCCCAGCACCUGACCCUGCCCUUUGUUGAUUAUCCACACAAUGUUUUCACAGGGUGAAAGAGCAUUUCUAAUUAAAGAAACCCCUUUUCUUAAAUCAAAA
Saimiri boliviensis boliviensis (Bolivian squirrel monkey) is the source of this 2560-nucleotide messenger RNA. The record is from RefSeq and is a predicted model, not a curated record. Lineage: Eukaryota; Metazoa; Chordata; Mammalia; Primates; Cebidae.